AUGCCAGCCUCUCGCGCCCCCCUCUUUGACAAGACCCGCGCCUUGGGUGAGAUCGCACGACCCCGCCGAAAGCGCGUGAUCGUCACAGGCGGCUCAGGAAAACUCGGCCGCGCCGUGGUGAACCUGCUCUCGGAGUCGUGGGAGGUGAUCUCGGUGGACGUAAGGCGUCCACCGACAGCAUCCGAGGACGGCAAGUCCGGGCUGGGCGGGGCGUACCGCCUCGUGGAGGUGGACCUGGAGGACAUGGGCGCCGUGCUCGAGACCUUCAUCUCGACCGACAUGGCGUAUGGCAGCGUGGGCGGGCCCGGCGUCGACGCCGUCGUGCACCUCGCGGCGCUGCCGAGCCCCGGCCAGACGAACUCGAGCAGGCAGUUCCGCACAAACACCAUGAGCACGUACAACGUCCUCGAGGCGGCCCGCAAGCUCGGUGUCCAGAACGUCGUCCUGGCCAGCAGCGAGACCCUUAUCGGCAUCCCGCUCGCCGAGGACGGACAUGGCCACGAGCCGGCCAGCUUGCCCGUCACCGAGGACCACGAGCGCCGCCCGGAGAGCGCGUACUCGCUCAGCAAGCUCGUCGGCGAGGUGCUCGCGGAGCAGUACGCGCGGUGGGACCCGGACCUGAAGGUCGUGUCGCUGCGGUUUAGUAAUGUCAUGGCGCCGGCGGACUACGCCGACUUCGAGGGCUGGCAGGAUGACCCGUCCAAGAGGAGUUGGAAUGCGUGGGGAUAUAUUGAUGCGCGGGACGGGGCGCAGGCCGUGGCGAAGAGCCUUGAGCUCGCGGGCGUGGGACACCACCAGUACCUUAUUGCUGCUGCUGAUACCUGCAUGCGGACGAAGAACGAGGACCUGGUUAAGGCUUGCUUCCCGAAUAUCAAGUACACGCCCACGGCGGGCGAGAGAGACUCGCUGUUGAGCAUCGAGAAGGCGAGGAAGGAGCUGGGGUUUGACCCGCAGUACAACUGGGAGGCUCAGAUUAAGAAGUGA
Molecule: messenger RNA, 984 nt
Organism: Diaporthe citri
Lineage: Eukaryota; Fungi; Ascomycota; Sordariomycetes; Diaporthales; Diaporthaceae
Exons: 1
Coding region: 1-984 (327 amino acids)
Source: RefSeq, a predicted model, not a curated record